GGUUGGCUCGCGCCCAGCGGCAGCAGGAGCCGGAGACGCCGGGUGGAGAAGCCGCAGCUGGAAUCCCAUGUGAUCCUGUGACACUUUAUCUGCAAGCCAAGUCCUGUCAGCCCGGCAGGCGGCUACGGUGAGGACUGGAAACUGGCUCAUAGCCCGUGAACAGAGAGUGAUGCUCAACGGCAGUCUGUGGAGCCAGGGCAGGUGUCCGGGUGUGUGUGUGUGUGCUGUAUUAGGUCUAUCCUUCACUAACGUCUUCAUUGAUAACUUGGCAGGAGCGAAGUGUCCACUAAUGAAAUUUGUAGCUAAUACUACGUUGAGAGGAUAGAAAAGUGUUAAAGAGGAUCUGGAUACAUAGGCAAGAAAUAACAGCAAAAUAGGCUUCCUCUUGGAGUUGAGGGGAAGGAAAGUAACUGUCAGCGUGCACGUUCAAUGGGAGGCAGAAACCUGAAGAGAGACUAAGGGGGAGAGUGACCUGCAAACUAGACAUCCAUUUGGAGUGACAUAUGGCAGUCAAAACAGGACAUCAUAGUACUAGGCUGCACGGGCAUAAUAUCAUAGUGCAGUCAGCUGGGAGGCUCCAUAUGGCUCUUGCAUGAUGGUUGCUGUGUUAAUGGCUGGUUACGUUACCAGAGAGAGUGGAAGAUUUCAGGGAGCUCUAAGAAGAGGAACAAAAAUGAUUGAGGCUGUAGGGAUUGACUCAUAAGGAAAAAAUUAAGAGCUAAUUGUUCAUAGCUUGACUAAGAGAUGACUAAGGUUAGGGAUGUAGCCCAUGAAUAUUUAAAGCUUGCCACAUUGGGAAUAUGACUAGAAGCAAUGGGAGAAAAAAAUAGGCUGAAUUAUGGUGAAAAGUCCGUGCUAGUGAGCUGUGUUGCUACAGAACAGUCCCCCAACAGACACACGAGUCCCAUUGCUUGUGACAUUUCAAAUCAGAUUGGACAGAACUCUGGAAAUUGUAGAAAAAGGAAUCCUUGUACUGGCCCCAGGGGGAAUGACUGAUGACACAAUAAGUAAUUUCUCUUUCUCACUGUUAAAAUUCUCUAUUCCCUAAUUACCCCAUCACUGGGGAUUUGCGUUCCUCACCCUCCAGCAGCAGGAUUACCCAUAACUCCAUCUUCAGCAGUAAAUGCCACCCUAUCUAUUAUACCCAGGUAAUAGUCUAUUCCCUUUGGCUAGUGAUCAGUGUUGGGCUUGUAUUGUGGACCCAGAAUCUUAGCUCUUAUUCUCUCUCACCAGAGCCAGUGUCAUUUCGUGAUUAUGGCAGGUACUGGGCAUUAGGACUCCUGCAUUAUCUUCCAGCUCUGCCGCUGACAGUUUGUGUGACUUUAGACAAGUUGCCUGAUCUUGACAAAAAGUUAUCUGUAUGAUUACUUUGGCAGCGACUACUGUUUGCACAUGAAACGGAGUAAUUCUGAGCACAAACUGCCAGUUAUCUGAUUUGUACUAUCCUUGAUUUACAGACAGGGGAAACUGAGCUUCAGUAAGAGGUGUCACAGUGGGAGAACUGGAAAUACCACUGACAUAUAUAUUGUACAUGCAGUUCUUUUUCAGAAUCUAGUUCUCUUCCGUGCCUCAGUAGGCUAAUCUAUAAUCUAGGAAAAUAACACUUGCCUAUCAAUUGGGUUUGCUGGUUUAAUUAACUUUAGUAAUGUGCUCUGAGCACCUUGGAGGGAAGAUAGUGCAGACGAACAAAAUAAUGUUGCUUAAAUUGUAUUAAGCCCAUCUAGGCAUUUGCUCUUUGCCUUUACUUUCUCCUUUGGGCUUUUGAUCAUCUAAAAUUAUUACAGUCUUGAUGGUGUGAUUCCACACUCUGCAAGACUGUGAAAUGUUAAUAAGUCCUGUUAGGGGUUGCAAACCUUCGUCCUGUCACAAUGCUCACAAAGUAAAUGUCAGAUCUUUUUGAUGCAUGAAUUUGCCCCACUGGAAAAAUGCACAUUAAUGGCAACCCUGUCCGUCUCAACAUCAUAUUGCUUUUGCGGUUUGGGAAUAUUUUUUUUUAUUCCAUGAUAAUCAUUGUAACUGUUGGUUAUGUGAUUACUUCAGCUAACUUUUAUAGGAUACAAAGUUUGGAAAAACAUGUUGUGCAAUAGGAAAUGUCAUCUUCUCUCAGCACCAUCUCUUAAUUUGGACUGAGCUUUGUGUCCUCCGUUUAGCAGUUGAAAUUGGCAGUUCUGUGCAUUGUCUGUGAGCAGGGUUAGGAGCAGGAGAGUCAGUCUCUAGUUCUUAAAUGGGGAAUGGCUGUGGGAAAGGAGAGCAGAUGGAAAGAAAGUGCUGACCUCUUAACUUCUGACAUGUCCAUGUUUAAAUCCUGUACUGAGAAACUUUUUUUCUACUUCCUGUAUUUUAGUCCAUCUUAAUCACAGUUUUUAAUCAGAUCUCCCAAACACUUUAUACUGCUGAAAAAGAGUAACAUCUAAUUAUUGAAUAUUUAUGUCUCAGUUUACAUGGCUUAAUGUGUAUAGGAAAAAUAGCACAUUGUGGAAAGUGCUUGUACAAUAUAUAUACUGGUGUGUUUUAGAGACUUACAUCUGUUUACUAGGUGCAGCAAGAUAUUUAUUUUGCUUUCUGGGUUAACCCAUUGUCUACUUCAAUUCUGACCAAACCUGCCAUUUGGCUUUGUUUCAGACCUGUGGUAAUAGCAGUGCUGGACUGGAAGAAGCCAACCUUGGUGUUACUGCCCCUGUUGACCUGGAAAAUGGUUGCCAUUUCUCUUCUGUCAUUCAGGGAACUGAGAUUUUGAAUUGGCUUCUCAGUUCUUGUCCCCAGGUUGUCAGCCUCCCAGUGAGUGUGGUAUGAGUGACCAUACCUUUUGGUAUAUGGAUGUGACAGGAGACAACUUGUUACCUGGGAGGUAAAAUUCUAUUUUUUUCUGCAACCUGAGGAUAAAUACUUCUGCUCAGCCAGAUCCCAGUGUUAGCUGGCUAGACUUUGGGUGUUUCAGGGACGUGAAAGGCAUGCCCUUCAAGUUGGCUGACUCGUUCUUCAGUAGCAGCAGUUCUAGUAUAACUAUAAUUUUUUUUCCUAAUUAAAUUAAUUUCUUAGCAUUCCCUGCUGAAGAACCCUCUUCAAAGGAACCUGUUCCGCUUCUAGGAGGUCCAGAAUUCACCUGUGUGACACAACUGGUGUUGCUGGGGUGCUGCCAUCCAGUCAAAUUUUGAAUAACCAGGGUAUGUGGUUCCACAUACAGAAGAGGCACUUCCUAAUGUUAAUGACCAGGCAGGCUUGGGCAUCUGCUUCCUGGGACCAAGUGUCAUCCUCUGAUUAGAAAACAGGGUAGAGUCAAAUCAACUGUAAAACCCUUCUGCUCCACCAGCCAGUGGUUGGGGGUAAGAGGUUGUGAAGCUACAGGCUGCUAUUGUGCCAGGACUACAGUGUUUCCCAUUCAUUCUAACUGUAGCCUUGCUGUCUCUUUGCUCACCCACAGUUAAUUCCCACUGACAUUACCUUUUGGCACUAAACUUAUUUCUACCUUGUGACCAUGUCAUUUCCUGCCUCUGUUUGUAUUAUAAGUCUGUGGAAGCUGGUGAUAGUCUGCUUGGCUGCUGUACUCUAAACUUUUCUAAUGCAUUGUUGAGUACUGUGUUGGAGCUGUAUUAAAAGCACUAACGUUUGCAGGUUGCCCUGCAUGAACUGCUUUGUGCUUCUUAACAUUGGGUUUAGGUAAAGCUAUGUACCUGUCUAACCACUUAAAAAUGUGGUUAUGUUCUUUUUUGAAGAUUUCUCUCUAAUCUGUCAUGUCUUGCUCAGAAUCCAUUAUUUGUCCUCAUAUCAGGCUUUUCAAACCAUUAAUUCUGCCGAAGGGACUGUUCAAACCUUGCCCCAGUUGCUCUGUAUGGAUGGACAAAAUUGUGACCCUUAGUCCCGUCUGUCCUCCCGAGCCACAGAGCAUUGAUUGGGUGUUGUGUGUAAUACUUACCACUUAGUCUCUGUUUAUAAGGUACAGUAGUAUCUCACAAUGCUUUCCAGACACCAGCUUAAUGUGGUAGAGGAAGAGCUUGUUGUCUUCGUGUGUUCUGGUUCAAAAUAAGCCAGGGGGUAACAGUUUUUCCAGUGAUGAUUUGAUAUGUAACAGGCUUAAUGUCUUAUGUCACACUGUUAAAGUACAGGGUACUGGAGUUUUAUAGUAACUUGGCUGCAGUACUUAUUAUGAGGUCUUUGAGGACCCCCUCACAUCUCCCUUCCUAGGGGCAUGCAUCAUCCUCUCUCUUUGGAGAGUUAGAAGUGGUUUCGUCUGCAACCUAUCAAUGCCAUUCAGAGCACUGUCUGUUUCAGCCCAGAGGAGUUCAUUAAAAAGCAAUUCAGGGAACUGGCACCCUGCUUCAUGAUCCACCCCUAGGUUAGGCAUGUUGUGUCCUGUCAGCUAACAGAGUGAGGACUCUGACCUGUGAUCCCUGUCGUGGCAGCUCUAGACUGCUGGGCCAGCCAAUUCACUGCUGUGUGGAAAAAACAUGAAUGGCAAAAACUCAACCUGAAACACUUUGAAAGGGAGUAAGAAUUCAUUCUUUUGUGAGGAGGAAGUGAGCCUAGCUAUAAAAAUGCAACUUUUAAAAUCUCUACUAAAAAAGGUGAAUAAAAUGGGAUUAUUUUCUGAGUGUGUUGAGUUCCUGUCUGCUCCUUAACAUGGAGUAAAGCCAAAUUCUUGCUUUUCUAAUGGAAGAAUUAAAUUAAGCCUCCUUAUUUACAUUUUUUCCAUUCUAAAAUUCACUAGGAAAAUGUGAAAUUACAGAACUGUGGGGAUACUGGUUCUGAAGUGAUGUCCGUCCUCAGUUUGGAUAAUGGUACAGAAUACUAACAUUCCCUAUAAUUAUUCUAAAUAGAUUACUUCUUAAGUUGUUUUUAAAGGAAAUAACUUUUAAAAAUGACUUCUGGGUAUUUUAGAGGAGGACAGGCAGAGUUUGCACAAAUAAGCACCACUGAAGAUAACUUGUACAGCCUCAGUGGCUUGCUAUUUGGCUAUUAAUAUUUAUACAAUAUAGAUAAAAAGGACUAAUGCAAAUAUGCAUCACUCAGGUACUCAGAUUGUUCCUGAUCCUCCAAUUGGAGCUGCACAGAUAGACCAUUUUAAACUAUGCAGAGCCCUUGUUGAAGUCAGUGAGGCUCCUCACAGGCACAAAUGUUCAGUUCAUGUGGAUCUGAUUGUAGGAUCCGAGCUUUUAAUAACUGAAGUGGCAUCACUUAUAUUGGAGGGCUACGAGCACUAUGGAUUAAUUCUUUUUAAAAGGCAUCCCAAAGUCUUGUUGAAAAGAUGAAAAAGUUAGCCAUCGGGGGUUUUUUCAGAUGACUUUUCUCAAGCUAUAUUUGACUAAAAAUUGGAAAGUAGGUCUGGUGAACAGAGGCAUGACCCAUUAAAUGGAAGCCUGUGGUCUUUAAAUUACUUGUCCUUUCCUUUGUGGGAUUAAACAGUUUUAGCUAGAAGAGCGUUUUAGUACUGGAAUAUAUGCACUCAUAUCAAAGUAACCCAUUAUAGAUAGAUCUAUGGAGAUUUUGAAUGCCUUUAAGAUGUGUCCUAAUUUUUUAAUUGAAUGCUCCCCUUGAGUUUUCAAAGUAUUAAAACAUCUCAAGCUGUUACUUUUUAUAUUUUCUAUGGGCUUUUGGGGGAGUUAUUAACUGUCAAAUUAUGAAUUGUCAGUUUUAUAUCAUGUGAUGAGCAGGCAAUAUCUUCCUCUAUAGGGGGCAGAAGAUCUGGGAGAAGAGCACUUACUUUGGUCUUGAAUGUCUACAGAGCUGACAAGCGAGUAGACUGUCCUGUUGGCUUAAUACACAGAAGAGGAGAAAAAGAUCUGAAAUACUGAACAGGAAGCUAAAAGAUCCUCAUAAGUGACUGAUCUAUGAAAUGGCAGAGAAUGGAACAGAUUGUGACCAGAGACGCAUAGGAAUGAUCAAAGAACAGCACAAUGGGAACUUUACAGACCCCUCUUUGCCAUGUGAACGGAAGCGAAGGGACCGAGAAGAGAGGCAAAAUAUUGUGCUCUGGAGACAACCACUCAUUACCUUGCAGUAUUUUUUCCUGGAAACCCUAAUAAACUUGAAGGAAUGGACCAUAAAAUUGUGGCAUCGCCGAAGUAUCGUGGUGUCUUUUUUGCUGCUGCUUGCAGUGCUUACAGCUGCGUAUUAUAUAGAAGGAACACAUCAACAGUAUGUGCAGUAUAUGGAGAAAAAAUUCUUGUGGUGUGCCUACUGGGUAGGCUUAGGCAUUCUGUCCUCUGUUGGACUCGGAACAGGUCUUCAUACUUUUCUACUAUAUUUGGGUCCACACAUAGCAUCAGUUACACUUGCUGCGUAUGAAUGUAACUCAGUUAAUUUUCCUGAACCACCGUACCCUGAUCAAAUUAUCUGCCCUGAUGAGGAGGGGAUUGAAGGAUCCAUCUCUUUAUGGACCAUAAUCUCAAAAGUCAGGCUAGAGGCCUGCAUGUGGGGUGCUGGCACAGCUAUUGGAGAGCUGCCUCCUUAUUUCAUGGCCAGAGCAGCCCGACUCUCUGGUGCUGAACCUGAUGAUGAAGAGUAUCAGGAAUUUGAGGAGAUGCUGGAACACGCAGAGGCUGCACAAGACUUUGCCUCCCGAGCUAAACUGGCCGUCCAGAACCUGGUGCAGAAGGUUGGAUUCUUUGGCAUUUUGGCCUGUGCUUCAAUUCCAAAUCCUCUGUUUGACCUGGCAGGGAUAACAUGUGGCCACUUUCUGGUUCCCUUUUGGACCUUCUUUGGUGCAACCCUAAUUGGGAAAGCAAUCAUUAAAAUGCACAUCCAGAAACUUUUCGUUAUUAUAACAUUCAGCAAACAUAUAGUGGAGCAGAUGGUGUCCCUAAUUGGUGCUGUCCCAAGUAUAGGUCCCUCUCUUCAGAAGCCGUUCCAAGAGUACUUGGAAGCUCAGCGAAUUAAACUUCACCACAAGUCUGACAAUGGAGUGCCACAGGGGGAGAACUGGUUAUCAUGGAUGUUUGAAAAACUUGUGAUCGUCAUGGUUUGCUAUUUCAUCUUGUCUAUAAUAAACUCCAUGGCCCAAAGCUAUGCCAAACGACUGCAGCAGAAGACGUACUCUGAGGAAAAGACAAAAUAAGCUGGGUAAAACCCAUUGAAAUGGGCUUUAGCAGACAUGCAAGUGACAGGUCUUAUUAUAUGUUAAAAAUCGGCAUUAUUCAAAACAGGGAAACGCUUUUUAAAAUCAUCAGUUUUCCAGCUGUAACAAGUUUUUAAUUAUUUUCUUUUGAAAGUAAUUCACUAUUAGAGAAUAACUUUCAUUUACAAACGUAUGUAUGUUAAGGUAAUGUAUAUACUCUUUAAUUCAGUCUGAGUUGUACUUUCUCGGGUGGCACGUGGGAUGCUAAACUAAUGCUGAACAUAAAUGCUUUCCAUUCAAGUUAAUUCCAAACUUGAUGAUUUAAUACUUAGCACAACUCCAGAUUUCCUGAUUAACUUGCAGCCUGGCCUAAACGUAACAAUUUUCUUUGGAAGGAUGGCUGUCAUGCCUCAUAAUUUCAAGGUCAUUGAAAUGUGUGUAAACGAUAGUAGACUGGGUAACAUUCUUGCAUGUCCCUCAUGGUAAUACGAGUCCAUCUGAGUUCUCAGAAAUGCCGUCACAUCGCACAUGCUCUCAGUUGGAAAAGCCGCCCUUGCCAACUUCAUAAUGGUGUAAGCAGAGACGGCUGAUGUCAAACUGGUGCAGUUCACUUUUUUUAUUCUGUAUAUUUAGAAUGAAGUCAAGAUAAAACUUUAUAAAGUCAUCUUUGAUCAUUCCAGAAUUUCUUGUCAGUCUUUUUAAGCUGUUUCUUCCUCUCAAUACCUUUGGUAUACUCAGUUUCUCUUUAGUUUCUUUAUUAAGCCUGUGUCCAUUUUAUUGCAUGCUUACUAAUCCUUCCUGUAUAGUAAGCACAGAAACCUUUUGUUAAUUUUUCUUGAACUUCUUGCUCAGCAGAAGGAAGUAGAAAGCAUGUAUUUGGCACCUUGCAGUAUGGUAUGAUUUAUUCAUUUAAGGAGGCUCGUUGAAUGACGUUACUAAUUUUUUUUUAUCGUAUCACUCUAGGUGUGUGCUUAAUGUCAGGAAUACAGAUUUAUAGCACUCUGAGUGCUGCAGGAAAAAAGUUGGGGAAGCGUAGAAAUCAGAAAUUAAGACAGGUUUGAUGUAAAACACAGGAAUGGUAAUUAAUAACCAUAAUAAAGAACAUUAAAGUAUACUUUAAAAAUAUCCCAAUAUUUAUUCUCUUUUAAAUACUGUUACAAAUCAGUGUGUGUGAAAUUAAUUUGCAUUGAAGGGGCAGACUUUUUCUUUUCUUAGUAAAUAGGUGACCAUUCCAAUGCUACUGUGUAUAUACAACGCUUCUCUAAUAGUCCCUGAACUAGUAGGAAUGUAGUUUUGUUUUAUCCAUCAGAAUAUUAAAAUAAGUUGACUUGUUUAAUCAGACAUUCUUAAAUGGCGGUACAUGGAUCCUAUUUAGGAUAGAACUGGCUCAACACCGAUUAAAUUAGAUGUCUGCCCAUUAGAGUAGGGCAGCUCUCGAGCAAGACGCAAUAAACGUGCAUUUUGUUCUGCCUGAAUGUUCACUUGUGUUGCCUACCGUCGUGACAUCUCCAUGGCUGUACCAUCCUGUCGGAUAGCUUAUCAGACUGAUGUUGACUGUUGGAUCUCAUGGCAACAACAGUCGGUAGGCUGUCUGACAUUUUGGUAUCUUUCAUCUGACCGUUUGCUCAUCCAUCUCAAAUUCUGUUUUUCAUUGAACAUCAACAGGCAUUUAAGUGUUUAAAGUUUAGAACACAAAUGAUUUUAAAUGUAAAUGUGUCAUAACUAUUUUUCUUAAAAUAUAGCACUCUGCAUAAGAAACACCUUAAAUUACAUUGCAAGGUGUGUGAGAUUUGUAAUGUUUUUGCUUUUGUGUGCAUCAUACAUAACUUUAAACAAACUGUAACAGUGUUACUUGAAUGCAUGAAGAGAAUUUUAUAUAGACUUCUCUAAAUAUUGCUUCUGAUCUAAAAAUCUCAGUGGGACAUUUUCAAAGGCACACAAAGGGCAGUUAGUUGCCCAGCUCCCAUUGAAAUCCAAUGGGUGUUGGAGGCCCCACUCCUGUUUGUGCCUGGAAAUUUAACAAAGAACAAAAUGUAGCAACAAAUUCAUAUGACUAAUUAUACAUGUAUAAAAUCACGACUAUUUGCUAUUUCACAGCAAUGGUUUAAAUCAGCCAAAACUUAAAUUAUGCAAUUUUUGGUUAGUCAUGUGUUAUAUUUAACAGCUUUGAGGCAUUUAUUUUAUUUUUCCCACAACAUGUUUUGACUUAGGAAAACACUGUGGUUUGCCAUUUGUCCCACUUUAUUUAAUAGCAGCUUUGUUUUGUUCAGAUAUAACAUCUGUCAAAUAUAUGGGGCACUAUUCUCAUUUACACCAAAGCCGUUUUACACCACUCUGGCAGUGGAAAGGGCCCAAAAGAGUACAUUUAAUUUAGGCCUACUUUAAGGUCCCUUCAUGCUACCAGAGUGAGAUGAAAGGAUCUUGUGUAACUAAGAUUCUGGCCCUAGAUCUUUCUGUCUCAUAGCAUGUCUUCAGAUAAUUUCUCAAAUACGCUUUUAGUUGCAUCUUUUAUCCAAAGUCUUUACAGUGACUCUGCCUAACAACCAAACAAAUUGCAAGCUUUCCCCCACAUAUAUAUAGAUGAUUCUGCAAGCCACAUUUAUAUGUGUCCGUUCUGGUGAACUGUGCUGUAAUUCUGAAAGCUUUCUAAAGUUCAUCUUUUAUCUGAUAUUUAGAGAAUGGACUGAACAGUAUACCUGCUUCUUUCUUAUCAGACACUGGAUGGUGAUCCUUUAAUACUUAAUACAAGGUAAAAAAUAAAGAUUUCCAAAUUGAUGUCUUCAUGUUUGCUCAAAUAAAAAUAAUAUAUCUAA
This is a messenger RNA of Chelonia mydas (Green sea turtle), 9864 nucleotides long. It is a transcript of the gene VMP1, whose product is annotated as vacuole membrane protein 1. Gene Ontology annotation, cellular component: endomembrane system; endoplasmic reticulum; membrane. The coding region runs from base 5831 to 7051 and encodes 406 amino acids. The transcript has 14 exons. The record is from RefSeq and is a predicted model, not a curated record. NCBI's taxonomy places the organism in Eukaryota, Metazoa, Chordata, Testudines, Cheloniidae. Gene Ontology annotation, biological process: Golgi organization; autophagy.